AUGUCCUUCUCUAACCUCGUCUCCGAUAUCGCCUUUCGGGACUCCAAUGUCGAUGAUCGCAGCUCGCAAAUCUCCCGGGCUCGCUCCCAACCCACCGCUCGAUCCUACACCAGCACGACAGCAACCAGUGUCAGCAUAUCCGGCGAUAUUUCGAGUCAAUUACACUCGGGCUACAGCCAUCCGUUGAGCAGAUCCUGGCAAGCCGAAAGACAAUUAACAAAGGACAUGCUCAUAUACCCGUUAUUCAUCACCGACAAUCCCGACGAGGCGACCCCCAUUCCGUCCCUUCCGAACCAAUGCCGCUGGGGAAUCAACCGCCUGGUUCCUUUCUUAACCCCGCUUGUCCGGAAAGGCCUGCGGUCCGUGAUUCUAUUCGGAGUUCCACUGCAUCCAUCCGCUAAAGACGCGCUGGGGACCGCCGCAGAUGACCCAGAAGGCCCUGUCAUCCAGGCCAUCCGUCUUCUUCGAUCUCAUUUCCCGCAUCUCUACAUUGUGACCGACGUGUGCCUUUGCGAAUAUACAUCCCACGGCCACUGCGGAAUCCUUCGUGAAGACGGCACCCUUGACAAUGCGCAAUCGGUCGACCGUAUUUCCGACGUCGCCAUGGCUUAUGCAGCAGCGGGAGCACACUGCGUUGCGCCCUCAGACAUGAACGAUGGUAGGGUGCGGGCCAUUAAGCUCAAACUGAUCGAAGCUGGAGUAGCGCACCGCGUGCUCUUGAUGUCGUAUAGUGCAAAAUUUAGCGGCUCUGCCCCCGGGGGCCGGGGUCUUGCUCGACGGGCAAUUCAGAGAGAUAUUGCGGAAGGCGCCGACAUUAUCAUGGUGAAGCCAGCAAGCAGCUACUUGGACAUCAUCCGGGAUGCCAAGGACAUGGCCAAGGAUCUCCCGGUCGCGGCAUACCAGGUCAGUGGCGAAUUUGCCAUGAUUCAUGCGGGUGCCAAAGCUGGAGUGUUUGACCUCAAAGCAAUGGCCUUCGAAAGCACCGAGGGAAUCCUGCGAGCAGGGGCAGGGAUUGUGUUCAGUUACUUCGUGCCAGAGUUCUUGGAUUGGCUCUAG
Molecule: messenger RNA, 1056 nt
Organism: Penicillium riverlandense
Lineage: Eukaryota; Fungi; Ascomycota; Eurotiomycetes; Eurotiales; Aspergillaceae
Product: porphobilinogen synthase HEM2
Exons: 3
Coding region: 1-1056 (351 amino acids)
Biological process (GO): heme biosynthetic process
Cellular component (GO): cytosol
Molecular function (GO): zinc ion binding; porphobilinogen synthase activity
Source: RefSeq, a predicted model, not a curated record